AUGAUUUCACAGGGCAACCAAAUAGGUUCUGCCUUCUGGCAGACUAUUGCCGGCGAGCACGGCCUAGAUAGUAAUGGCAUAUACCAUGGAGACUCCGACCUGCAACUCGAUCGGAUGAGCGUCUACUUUACCGAGGCGUCCGGCAACAAAUAUGUCCCACGCGCUGUGCUCGUGGACCUAGAGCCUGGUACGAUGGAUGCGGUUCGCGCCGGCCCAUUCGGUCAGCUAUUUCGCCCAGACAAUUUCGUCUUUGGACAGUCAAGCGCCGGCAACAACUGGGCCAAGGGCCACUACACUGAAGGCGCUGAAUUGGUCGACCAGGUGCUCGACGUAGUUCGUCGCGAGGCCGAGGGCUGCGACUGCCUGCAGGGCUUCCAAAUCGCUCACUCGCUCGGCGGCGGUACUGGCUCCGGUAUGGGUACGCUGCUGAUUUCUAAGAUUCGCGAAGGAACAGAGUUCCCGGAUAGGAUGAUGGCUACUUUUAGCGUCGUGCCGUCGCCAAAAGUGUCAGACACCGUGGUGGAGCCAUAUAACGCCACUUUAUCCGUGCAUCAGUUGGUUGAGAACUCGGACGCAACUUUUUGCAUCGACAAUGAGGCACUGCUAGAUAUUUGCAUGCGUACAUUGAAAAUAUCGAACCCUUCGUACGGCGAUCUCAAUCAUCUUGUAUCCGCCGUCAUGUCCGGUAUCUCAACUUCAUUGCGCUUCCCCGGCCAGCUGAAUUCGGAUUUGCGAAAGAUGGCCGUAAACAUGGUUCCCUUUCCGCGUCUACACUUCUUCAUGGUUGGCUUCGCACCACUAACCAGUCGUGGCGCGCACUCCUUCCGCGCUGUUACCGUACCCGAGUUGACCCAGCAGUUGUUCGACCCCAAGAACAUGAUGGCCGGCUCCGACUUCCGUAAUGGUCGGUACCUCACCUGCUCCGCUAUCUUCCGUGGCAAAGUGUCCAUGAAGGAGGUGGAGGAUCAGAUGCACAACUUGCAGGGAAAGAACUCGGCUUAUUUCGUCGAAUGGAUCCCCAAUAACAUACAAACGUCGUCAUGCUCCGUCCCCCCACAAGGUCUGAAAAUGUCGUCCACAUUUAUCGGCAAUUCGACCGCCAUCCAGGAGAUUUUCAAGCGCGUUGGCGAGCAGUUCACCGCCAUGUUUCGCCGCAAGGCAUUUCUGCACUGGUACACGGGAGAGGGCAUGGACGAAAUGGAGUUUACGGAAGCCGAGUCCAACAUGAAUGACUUGGUAUCAGAGUACCAGCAGUAUCAGAAUGCGACCGCGUACGACGAGGAGGAGGAGGACGGAUAUCGUGAGGAGGAUUAUGCCGAGGAGGAGGUCCCAGGUGAGGGGCUCACCUAA
Messenger RNA from Purpureocillium lilacinum, 1350 nucleotides. NCBI's taxonomy places the organism in Eukaryota, Fungi, Ascomycota, Sordariomycetes, Hypocreales, Ophiocordycipitaceae. The record is from RefSeq and is a predicted model, not a curated record.